AUGAGUUAAUUUUAGAGACCGACUUCAUCAAGAAAAGGCACAAAUAAUCUCCCAACCCAAUCAGGAGAUUUAGAAGAAUAUAUACAAAUAUUAUACGAUCAUUAAAAGAGCUGUGAAAAAGCUGGCAAGUAUUUGGAAGCUGAUCAAGCGAAGAAAAGACUGGCAGAAUUAAAGAAAGAAUUAGAUCUAAAAAACAAAGGAGGUGUCAAAGAUAGACACUACUCAGAGAAACAAGAGAUUGAAAAAGCACAUCUUGAAGAAUUCAAUUAAUUUAAUUAGUUUUGGGAUGAUAAGAUGGUAGAGUUUGACAACGAAGCUCAAAAAGUGAAGGAAUAAACUCUGUAAAGACAAGAAGAAGAAUUAAGAUAAUUUUCAGAAGAAUUAGAAAAUAGCCUUCCUGUAAAACCAAAGGAUUCAGCUGAGCUUUUGGCCUUGAAAAAGACUGAAGAAUAAUUGGCUAGACAAGAAAAUUAUUUAGAGGCUCAUGUCAUUCAGUCAAGAAUCUAGGCCUAGGAAAGAGAUGAAUAUGAGAAGUGGACCUCCUGUAGAUAGUAAAAGAUUAGAAAUUUGAUUACUCAAUUAAGACAGAAACAAAUUAAUGAGUUGAAUGCUCUAACAUAGAGAAUCUUGAGUGGAUAAGAGGAAUAAAGAAAAAUUCGAUCUCAAGAAUUAGAAAAGUUACUGUAAAAAUAUUAAAAUGUGAGAAAAGAACUAGAAAGCCAAUAAACUCAAGAGAUCACUAGACUUGACAAGACAAACAAAACAUAAUCCAUUAUGCAACAAUCCAGAAUGAAUCAAUCAAGGAUGCAAUCAAGCUAAACCAAGGAUGAGAAUCAUUAAAAUGCUUUUAUUAUAUAAAAUUAAAAUUCAAUAUGGGUUCAGCAUGCAUUAAAAAGCAACCUAAUACCUAAAGAUAAUAAUAACAGCGAUAAAUUUAAUCUCGCCAAUCCUAAAGUACAAAUGUAUCCACUCAUUAAAACACACAACGUCAAGCUUCUGAAUCCCAAUAACCUUUACAACAAACAAAUCAGAUACAUGUUAAAGAAAAUUCAUCCAAGCCAUAAAUAAACAGUGGAGUAAAUGUUGACUUUAAAUUAGUUCACUUCACCAAGAUCUGAUCUAAAUGAUAAGUCUAUAGGCAGCAAGAAUGAACUAACAAAAGUUGAACCCUUGAAUCAUCGAUUUCUCUAGCAGGAGUAGGAUAAUUAUCUUUUCAAAAAUAAUGACGCCCCAGAUUCUGAUAUUGCAAUUUAAGUUAAAGAACCAGAUUUUACUAAUUCAAACGUAGCCAAAAUAUUUAAAUCUCUUCCUCCCUUUUAAUAUGAUCCUGACUUGAAUAAAAAAUUUAAUGAUUGCAUUUCUCUACCUCCUCAUUAAUUCAUUAGCACAGGCAUUAUAUAUGUAGGCCAAUGGAGAAAUAAGCAAAAGCAAGGCAAGGGGCGUUAGUAUUGGCCAGAUGGCACCUACUAUGAGGGCUAUUGGUAAAAUCACGGAGCCAAUGGCAAAGGAAGAUUGAUUCGUUCUGACGGCUCAUAUUAUGAAGGAGAGUGGGUAGACGAUUUACAAUGUGGAUUUGGCAAAUAUGUGGAUAGCGAAGGUAAUAUUUACGAAGGAGAGUGGCAAGAUGAUGAAAAGCAUGGCUAGGGAACAGAGACCUGGGUAUCUGGAGAUACUUAUACAGGAUAAUAUUAAGGAGGUAUGAAGCAUGGAAAUGGAAAAUAUCUUUGGUCUAAUGGAAACUGCUAUGAAGGAAGUUAUUUCAAAGAUUACAUUGAUGGAUUUGGCACCUACAAAUGGCCAGACGGACAAGUCUAUACUGGAGAGUGGUUGAAGAACCAAAUGAAUGGCAAAGGUACAUUUAUUUGGGUCAAUGGCAAUAAAUAUAUUGGUGAUUACAAAGAGGAUAAAAAGGAAGGUUACGGAGUCUUUUCUUUCGCAGAUGGGAAAACCUACAAAGGAGCAUGGCAUAAUGGUAAAUAGCAUGGAAAAGGAAUUUUAAUUGAAGCAAACGGAACAGAGAUUGUUGGUGUUUGGGAUAAGGGUAAAUUAGUUUAAUAAGAUUGAAUUUUUAAAUUUUAGAUAUUUUCCCUUAAUAAAUAUUACUUUGUUGCUAAA
Paramecium tetraurelia is the source of this 2115-nucleotide messenger RNA. RefSeq lists its product as uncharacterized. The transcript is spliced from 8 exons. Lineage: Eukaryota; Ciliophora; Oligohymenophorea; Peniculida; Parameciidae. The record is from RefSeq and is a predicted model, not a curated record.